Hipposideros armiger (great roundleaf bat) is the source of this 687-nucleotide messenger RNA. RefSeq names its product ATP synthase F1 subunit delta (gene ATP5F1D). The transcript has 5 exons. Gene Ontology annotation, biological process: proton motive force-driven ATP synthesis. Gene Ontology annotation, molecular function: proton-transporting ATP synthase activity, rotational mechanism. The record is from RefSeq and is a predicted model, not a curated record. Lineage: Eukaryota; Metazoa; Chordata; Mammalia; Chiroptera; Hipposideridae. Bases 94 to 600 code for a protein of 168 amino acids.
UUCUCCCAGACGUCCCCGCGCGUUGCCCUUCUCGCCCUCCAGGCAACCUGCGUUUGGCUGGGUUUCCACUAUCGCAGUUCACCCGUCGCCGCCAUGCUGUCCUCUUCGCUGCUCCGCCGCCCUGGCCUGAGUCGCCUCGUGCGCCAGGUCCGCGCCUACGCCGAGGCCGCCGCCGCCCCGGCCCCCGCCGCGGGCCCGGGACAAAUGUCCUUUACCUUCGCCUCACCCACGCAGGUAUUCUUCAAUGGUGCCAACGUCCGGCAGGUGGAUGUGCCCACGCAGACCGGAGCCUUUGGUAUCCUGGCUGCCCACGUGCCCACCCUGCAGGUCCUGCGGCCAGGUUUGGUUGUUGUCCACGCUGAGGAUGGCACCACCUCCAAAUACUUUGUGAGCAGUGGCUCGGUCACAGUGAACGCUGAUUCAUCAGUGCAGUUACUGGCGGAAGAGGCUGUGACACUGGACAUGCUGGACUUGGGGGCGGCUAAGGCAAACUUGGAGAAGGCACAGUCGGAGCUGUCGGGGGCAGCGGACGAGGUUGCGAGGGCUGAGAUCCAAAUCCGUAUGGAGGCCAGUGAGGCCCUGGUGAAGGCUCUGGAGUAGGCGACCCUGCAGCAGAGACCUGUUCCCAGCCGCCGCCUCUGCACAGCCUGCCCCCAGCCCACACCUCAUUAAAGACCAGGGACCCCA